AUGGCGACAUUCGACGAAGACGAAGCCGAGAUGCUAGAAAAUCUGAAAUAUUUAGAUUAUAUAGAUCGUAUGGAACGAAGAAGUCGGCGGAUUAUUUCUCCAAGAAGAAAUGACCUCGAACAAUUGGACGAUUACGACUUUCUAUGUCGAUAUCGUUUGCCAAAAGAGAGCCCUGUCAAGAACGAAUUCUUCACUCCGGACGGAAAUUUUCACAGGAAUGAAACGAACGUACUAAUUAGGGAGAAAGAAGAGAGUGAAGAAUACGAUAUUCAGCACAAUUCAGAAAGACAAAAGGAUAAUAAAUGUAAUGCAAACAAGACGAAGUUCGUCCCUACAAGUAUCAAAUACAACAACAAAAUCCAAGGAAAGAUUAAAAGGAAAUACUUCAGAAUAACGCGUUCAUCUUACUCGAAACAAAAUCACAAAUGUGAUUUAUGUAAACAGACUUUUGUAAACAAGAAAAUACUACAAGCGCAUUUGAACUUUCAUAUCGGAAAAAAACCAUUUAGCUGCACAACCUGCAAUCAGAAAUUUUCCUGGCAAUUUCUAUUGAGAAGACACAUGAUGAAAAUGAAACACAUCACCGAAAAACAAAGGAAAAUGGAUCGUACAAAAGUUCGUUCGCUGUCAUUAUCAAAAAAUCGUAAAGAAUGUAUGCAGGUUCGAUGUGACAUUUCCGAUAAGUUACUUAAUACAAAGGGCCGAUUGGAGACGCAUAACAGAACACUACAACCAGUAUCUCAUUCUUGUAAGAUAUGUAAAAAAGAAUUUAAAACGAAAUCAAAAUUGAGACAACACCAGCGUACGCAUAGUGAAGAUCGACCUUUCAAAUGCGAUAUAUGUGAAAAGGGUUUUAAAACGAAAAACCAUUUAAAAAGGCAUCGUGAAACUCACAGUGAUGAAUGUAAGUAUUCUUGUCAGGUGUGUAACAAAAGUUUUAAAACAAAAUGCUCUUUGACGAAUCAUAAAAUCGUUCAUAAUAAAGAUUUAAAUCAUUCUUGUCAGAUUUGUAACAAAAGGUUUAAAUCAGAAGUGCAUUUGAGAGAGCACGUUGUUAUACAUACCGAUGAACACAAGUACUGUUGUCAGAUAUGUAACAAGUAUUUUAAAACAAAACGCUAUUUGAGACGACAUGAAAGAACUCACAAAGAUAGAAGUGAUAAGUAUUUUUGUGACGUAUGUAAAACAGCAUUUAAAUCCAGAUAUAGUUACAUUAAACAUCGUUUUGUUAAACAUCAAAAUAUGUUUGUUUGCGUAUAUUGUAAUAAGUCAUUCAAAACCAAAAAUUUGCUGACAGCGCAUUCGAAAACUCAUAUUGAAAAAUGUAAUAUCUGUAAAAAGAAGUUUUCGAGUAAACACUCUUUAAUCAGUCAUCAGAAAAUUCAUCUUGACAUAAAACCGUUUGUUUGUGAGAUGUGUAACAGACGUUUUAUAUCAAAUUCUGAGUUAAAACGUCACCAAAGUUCUCACAAUAAAGACAAUCUUCCUUACGUUUGCGAGGUAUGUAAGAUGGGUUUUUACAAGAAAUCUCACCUGUAUAGGCACCGACCCGUUCAUGAAAAAGAGGAGCAUCUUUGCAUCCAUUGUAAAGGCAGAUUUAAAACAGAAAUUAAAUUGAAACUGCAUUUACAGUUUUCUUGUUCAAAAAUACACCCCAAACAAUUACCUUACCAAUGUAACAUCUGUAAACGGACUUACGUAAAUAGUUAUGAUUUGGAGCAACAUCUACUCGCUUACAAGGAUCAAAUACACUUCUGUUGCGACGUUUGUAAGAGGAAAUUUACGUCAAAAGUCGAAUUCGAAACUCAUCAAAAGACUGCUCAUCCUCCGGGAGGAAAGUGUAAAUGCCAAAUUUGCAAUAAGACAUUUCGGAGAGAAAUUGAUUUAAAUAGACAUAUGAAAAUAAAUACCAAUUCAGGCGUUAAGAAAUGUGAUGUUUGUGGACAAUAG
This is a messenger RNA of Centruroides sculpturatus (bark scorpion), 1950 nucleotides long. Its product is annotated as zinc finger protein 345-like. Gene Ontology annotation, molecular function: DNA-binding transcription factor activity; RNA polymerase II cis-regulatory region sequence-specific DNA binding. The transcript has 4 exons. Gene Ontology annotation, biological process: regulation of transcription by RNA polymerase II. The record is from RefSeq and is a predicted model, not a curated record. Bases 1 to 1950 code for a protein of 649 amino acids. Lineage: Eukaryota; Metazoa; Arthropoda; Arachnida; Scorpiones; Buthidae.